Messenger RNA from Thecamonas trahens ATCC 50062, 1417 nucleotides. RefSeq names its product homogentisate 1,2-dioxygenase. The record is from RefSeq and is a predicted model, not a curated record. Gene Ontology annotation, cellular component: cytoplasm. Bases 38 to 1402 code for a protein of 454 amino acids. Gene Ontology annotation, molecular function: homogentisate 1,2-dioxygenase activity. Gene Ontology annotation, biological process: L-phenylalanine catabolic process. The transcript has 2 exons. NCBI's taxonomy places the organism in Eukaryota, Apusomonadida, Apusomonadidae.
ACCCCUCUCCCUCUCACCACCCCCCCUCUGCUGCGCCAUGGCUGCUGCUGCUUCCUCGACCGAGUUUGAGUACCUCACGGGCUUCAACAACCACUUUGCUACCGAGGCCCUCCCCGGAGCUCUGCCCAAGGGCAAGAACUCUCCCCAGAACUGCCCCUAUGGCCUCUAUGCUGAACAGCUCUCAGGCACUGCCUUUACCCGACCGCGGGCAACCAACCGGCGGACAUGGCUGUACCGGAUCCGGCCGUCUGUCUGCCACUCGGGUCCGUUCCUUCCCUACCCGCAUCCGACGGCCGCGCUCUCCGAGUCGGUCCCCACGCCGCCGAGCCAGCUGCGGUGGAAGCCGCUGCCGAUUCCCAUUGUGGGCGAGGGCGUGUCCGAGGGCGAAGGCAUCGACUUUGUUCGUGGACUCAACAAGAUGGCCUCGGCCGGUGAGCCGUCGAUGAAGGCCGGCGUCGCCUUUUACAUCUACACGGCCAACGAGCCGAUGACCCGGACGGCGCUCAAGAACGCCGACGGCGACUUCCUCAUCGUCCCGCAGUCGGGCGAGCUCAUCGUGAAGACUGAGAUGGGCUCCAUGCAUGUCCCGCCGGGCUUCAUCUGCGUCGUCCAGCGCGGCAUCGCCUUCUCGGUCAACUUUGCCGAGGGCACCACCGCCGUCCGCGGUUAUGUCUGCGAGGUCUACGACGGCCACUUUGAGAUCCCCGACCUCGGGCCCAUCGGCGCCAACGGGCUCGCCAACCCGCGCGACUUUGAGUCGCCCGUCGCCGCCUACGAUGCCGACGCCGAGGAUCCGGCCGACAACGCCUUUGUCGUCGUCCACAAGUUCCUUGGCGCCCUGUACGAAACCCAGGCCUCGCACUCGCCGUUCAACGUCGUGGCAUGGCAUGGCAACUACGCGCCGUGGCGCUACAACCUCGACAAUUUUAACGUCAUCAACUCCGUCUCGUUUGACCACCCAGACCCGUGCAUCUUCACCGUUGUCACCGUCCAGACUGCAGAGCCCGGCCGCGCCGCCCUCGACUUUGUCGUCUUCAAGGAGCGCUGGUCUGUCGCCACAGACACCUUCCGCCCGCCCUACUUCCACACAAACUGCAUGACCGAGUUCAUGGGCCUCAUCACCGGCCGCUACGACGCCAAGGAGGAGGGCUUCCUGCCCGGCGGUGCCUCGCUCCACUCGGCAGGCUCGGCCCAUGGCCCCGAUGUUGACGCCUUUACCAAGGCCACAACCUCGGACCUCACCCCGGACUUUAUCUCCGAGGGCGCCAUCGCCUUUAUGUUCGAGUCGUGCUACCUCACCCACCUCUCCAAGUUUGCUCUCGACGAGAACCUCCUCGACACCAGCUACACCGAGUCGGCCUGGGGCCCCUUCGAGUCGAACUUUGACCCGACCAAGCCGUAGUCGUAGCCGUAGCCG